UUUGUUUGGGUGACAGAAUUUUAAAAAGCUAUUGAAAGGCUAGAACUCUGGACCAAAUCUAUUUAUAUGUAACCAGAUCACUAAAGAAGAAAGCAGGGGCUAAGUAUAACCUAGAUAGGAUUGGCUUUAGGAAAAGAGAUUGAGGGGCAACUAGGUGGCACAGUGGAUAAAGUACUGGCCCUGGAUUCAGGAGGACCUGAGUUCAAAUCUGGCCUCAGACACUACACUUACUAGCUGUGUGACCCUGGGCAAGUCACUUAACCCUCAUUGCCCUGCCAAAAAAAAAAAAAAAAGGAAAAGAGAUUGAAGGUCAAGGAGAAGGUGCUGGCAGGCAGCCUGUCUCAUUCCUGUAAAGGGAGUGGUAUCUGGAUAUGAGGACCAGGGCAGUGAGUUGAGUUGCCAGGGAAUCAGGAAAUCCGUUCUCCAUUCAGAUCUCAAAGAUAAGGACAGAGUCCAGCCCUUGGGUAGUCAUAAAUUGAGUUUCAAGUAGCAAGACCCAGGGAUGAGGGAAGGACAGAGUCCAGUCCUUGGGUAGUCAUAAAUUGAGUUUCAAGGUGCAAGACCCAGGGAUGAGGGAACCUGGGAGUGGGAGCCCAGUGGAGAGAGCCAGAGAAGAGUCCAAGAAGCAGAGAGACAGUGAUCCUGCUCAUGGCCUUCCUGGUGGCCAGCUCCUUGCAGGUGGCAGUGGAAAAGGCAGAGGCUGGGGACUGCCUGGGAAGGAAGGUAGGUGAGGCAAGCCUAUUGACUUCACCCUGAUGUUUGGCUCUUUCCCCAACUCCCUAGCUGAGCCUUGACCCCAUUUCCCUGCUGGACUCCUGACUCUCUAGGAGAGACUCUCCUCCCCCACCUCCCUCCCUUUCUCUGCAUUUGUCUUCCCAGGGGGAAUAUGACAUGUCUGGGGCCCGAAUGGCCCUGACCCUUUGUGCCUUGGGAGGGCAAGCUGGAGAGGAUAGGGCAGUUGCUCCUCUGGCAGCUAUGUACCAAGCACUCGGUUUCAAGCACUGCCUUAGAAGAGUGGUCAAGGCCCAGUCUCUCCAGGAAGAGCUAGCUCAUUUCCGAGAGCUUCUGGAUGCCCAUGGGAGCCCCAUCAGCUGCACAUUGGUUGCUCUCGUGGCUCACAGCGGUCGUCCAGGGUGGCUGCUGGGGCCAGAUGGAAAGGAGGUACAAGAGAAGGAGCUUGUUGGAGAACUGAACCGCUGCCAAGCCCUGUGGGGCAAAGCCAAGGUGUUUCUGUUGCUGGGCAGCCACAAUACAGAUUUGGAAUCCAGUGCUUUUCUUUCCACACUGACAGAUGUAUGCAGGCACUCUCCCCACUGGCACCUGCUGGAGGUGCUCACCCAGGUCAUUGGCAAGGUAACUCAAGAGAUGCCUACCAUAGGGCACAGGUGCCCCAUCUUCCAGAGCUCCCUUCGGGGUGCACUGUACCUUGGGAGAGUAAGGUCACAGAACCUGGAGCUCAGCCCUGCCCCACAAGGGGUAUACGACAUGUCUGGGACAAAGGUGGCCCUCAUCUUAUGUGUCACCCAGGACCGCCCUGGGGCUGAACAGGACCUUAAAGCCCUGAAUACACUUUUCCAGACCCUGGGUUUUAAGAGCACUCUGAAGCUGGACCCCACUGCCCAGGAUUUCCGAAAGGAAUUGGCUCAGUUCCGGGAGCGUCUGGAUGCUUGUAGGACCACAGUGAGCUGUGCUGUGAUAGCCCUUAUGGCCCAUGGGGAACCCCAGGGACAGCUUUUGGGGGCUGAUGGACAGAUGGUGGAAGUGGAAGAGAUGGUGAGAGAGCUGAGCACUUGUCAGGUCCUACAGGGCAAGGCCAAAGUUUUUCUGCAGCAGGGGUGUCGUGGGGGUAACAGAGACCCAGGCAUGAGACCUAGAACAUGGCCGUGGCUGGACCACUGGCUACAGCACUGGCUACAGAGGCCUUCAACUAUCCCUUCUCAUGCAGACAUCCUUCAGGUUUAUGCUAACAUGCAAGAUGUCUCCUCUAGGGAGAACUUUCUUAGGAACCCAGACCAAGUGGACAUCCUGAGAGUCUAUUCAGCUGCAGAAGGCUAUGUGACUUACCGAGAUGAGAAUGGCUCAGACUUCAUCCAGACACUUGUAAAAGUUAUCAUAGCUGAUCCUGAACAGGACCUUUUGGAGCUUCUGACUGAAGUAAACAGGCGGCUGUGUGAGAUGGAUGUGCUUGGUCCAGACUGUGAUGAAAUACGCAAGAUGAACAUGGAGAUCAGGAGCUCCCUGAGAAAACGAUUGUGUCUAAAGGUCUGAGACCUGGAAAGCAAGACUGUGUAUUUGGACCUUCAACGUCCCUGUCCCUCAGUUUUCCACAACUUGUUUUUGUCUUUCUA
Messenger RNA from Dromiciops gliroides (monito del monte), 2348 nucleotides. RefSeq lists its product as uncharacterized. Gene Ontology annotation, molecular function: cysteine-type endopeptidase activity. The transcript is spliced from 10 exons. NCBI's taxonomy places the organism in Eukaryota, Metazoa, Chordata, Mammalia, Microbiotheria, Microbiotheriidae. Gene Ontology annotation, biological process: proteolysis. The coding region runs from base 892 to 2268 and encodes 458 amino acids. The record is from RefSeq and is a predicted model, not a curated record.